AUGAAAUUUAAAAUAUUUUCAAUUCUUGGUGUUGCAUUAUGUGGUUUCUUGUCCGCCAUUGCAACCCCAAUUGAAUCAGAAAAGCGUAAUGAAUUAGAAUCCAGAUAUAAUCCAAAACCAUAUAUUUUUGAUCCUUUGCCUGAAUUAAAAGAGAGUUCACCCAUCACUCGUUAUUACCAUUUUGAAUUGAAAAUUAUAAAACUUUCUCCUGAUGGUGUCGAACGUAAAGUGUGGAGUGUCAAUGGUCAAUAUCCAGGUCCUCUCAUUCAUGCCAAUAAAGGUGACCGUUUAGUGGUAAAUGUAACCAAUAAUCUUGGAGACCCCGCUACUAUCCAUUGGCAUGGUAUCUUCCAACGUAAAACAAAUUGGUAUGAUGGUGUACCUGGUCAAACCCAAUGUCCUAUACCAAGCAGAGUUUGCUUCACAUAUAAUUUCACUUUGGAACAAGGGGGUACUUAUUGGUACCAUUCCCAUUUCUUGGCUCAAUAUGUUGAUGGAUUACUUGGUCCACUCAUCGUUCAUGAUAAAGAAGACCCUUAUUGUCAUUCUUAUGAUGAAGAGUAUGUAGUCACGUUAAGUGACUGGUAUCAUUUUCCUUCAGCUCCACUUCUUGUUCAAAGAGUAGCUCCUCACUACACAGGUUUUAACCCUUACCCUGAUUCUGCUAUUAUCAGUGGUAUAGGUCAAUAUAACUGUUCGGGAGCACCAGCAGGUUGUUAUUGUGAUAGGAAUGUCCCACCUGCCACCUACAAUGUUAAAAAAGGAAAGAAAUACAGAUUCCGUAUUAUCAAUACUAGUGCCUACGCAGCCUUUACCUUUUCUAUUGAUUGUCAUCAACUCAGGGUUGUUGAAGUUGAUGGAAAUAUUGUAAAAAAUGUCAGUGAUGCCGUAGUCACUGUCUUGCCAAUUCAUGUGGCCCAACGUUAUUCUGUUAUCGUUACCGCAAAUCAAAAGGUUGACAAUUAUUACAUCCGUGCUAGUAUUAUGGAAAAUUGUUUACUUCCUAGAACACCUGAAACUAUUAACUAUAAUUCUUCUAUCAAUCCUAAUGCUACCGGUAUUCUUCACUAUCAUGGUGCUAACAAUGAAAAACCCACAUCAACUGCAUAUCCAAUAACCUUUGAUCCUUGUCAAGAUCUUAAUGCUGAUGCUAUACGACCAUACAAAGAUUGUCCUCCACCCAAAGACGUCACUGAUCAUUUUCUAUUUAAUACCACAUUCGCGCGUAAUGAUGAUGAUGUUGGUCUCUUAGGAAUAAAUGAUGUAUCAUUUGUGCCCAUUUUCAAUAAUCCAACAAAUCAAAGGAUAAUGCUAAAAGAAGAUUAUAGAGAUUUUGAUAAAAAUCAAAACAUAUAUGCUUAUGACACUCCCGACGGAUGUGUUGAAAUUAUUCUUUUAAAUGGUCAGCCUGCAAAUCAUCCAUUCCAUUUACAUGGUCACGCCUUUUGGAUUAUGGCUCAAGGACCGGGGGCAACCCUUGAUAAUAUUACAGCAUACAAUUUCAAAAAUCCAGUCAUUAGGGAUACUACUAUGGUAUUUGCGAAUAGUCAUCUAGUAAUAAGAUAUAUUGCAGAUAAUCCAGGUGUAUGGGCUUUCCAUUGCCAUAUUGAAUGGCAUGUAGAAAUGGGUUUGGUAGCUCAAUUAAUUGAACGUCCAACGGAAUUCAGUAAUCAAACCCUUCCAGAUGAUGUUAGAGCAUUGUGUAUGCAAUUCAAUAAUUACAAAAAAGAAAGACGUUCAACUACUUUACCUGGAGACUCAAUGGCUAAGGGAAUGCGUAUGCGUAUGUUUAAAAAAGUAAAAUAA
Diversispora eburnea is the source of this 1806-nucleotide messenger RNA. NCBI's taxonomy places the organism in Eukaryota, Fungi, Glomeromycota, Glomeromycetes, Diversisporales, Diversisporaceae. The record is from the annotation of a GenBank genome assembly.